Messenger RNA from Pieris napi, 4309 nucleotides. RefSeq names its product G protein-coupled receptor kinase 1 (gene Gprk1). The record is from RefSeq and is a predicted model, not a curated record. Gene Ontology annotation, molecular function: G protein-coupled receptor binding; ATP binding; G protein-coupled receptor kinase activity. Gene Ontology annotation, biological process: G protein-coupled receptor signaling pathway; regulation of signal transduction; protein phosphorylation. Lineage: Eukaryota; Metazoa; Arthropoda; Insecta; Lepidoptera; Pieridae. The transcript is spliced from 16 exons. The coding region runs from base 403 to 2520 and encodes 705 amino acids.
UUGUCAAUGGAUAAUCAAAGUGCGAGAAAAGAUUGUCCAAAAUGGAAAAUGAAAUGGACUGCUGCUGAUAAGUGGUAGUGUACAGUAUAUUCUUGGUUUAAGCAGAUUUUCCUAUCAACAAUCGCUAUUAAAUUAUCUGUGUUAAGUUACGUGUUUCAUUGAAAAGUUUAAGUAAGAAAAUGUUUGUUAAUAUUCGCCGUUGUGUCUCUAAUGUGCCCUUUCCAUUAUUAUGAAAAUGUGUCAGCAUUCAUCAACAAAUGGUGUAAAACGCGAGUGGUUAGUAGUCAUGUAAAGGAGGUUAGAACUGUUGAUGAUAACUGAAAGUGGACUACUGGAUUUAGAUUAGUGUUUGUGCAGUGAUUUAGUGUUUUAGUCUGGUAAAGGUGUUAAUUCAGACUCAAAAUGGCGGAUCUCGAAGCUGUCCUGGCGGACGUCAGCUAUUUGAUGGCAAUGGAAAAGUCUAAAUGUACCCCAGCAGCCAGAGCAAGCAAAAAGAUUGUUCUACCUGACCCAAGUGUACGAAGUGUUAUGCACAAAUAUAUGGAAAAGAAAAAUGAAGUUAAUUUUGACAAAAUAUUCAAUCAAGUCUUAGGUUAUUUAUUAUUUAAGGAAUUCUGUGAACAAACGUCAGAAGAACCAGUGCCACAAUUAAAGUUUUACGAGGAGAUCAAAUUAUAUGAAAAGCAAGAAUGCGUGGAGGAGAGGCGGCGGAUCGCAAGAGACAUUUACGAUAAUUUUAUUAUGAAAGAACUCCUUGCUCAUUCCCACGAUUAUUCUAAAGAGUGUGUAGCGCAUGUACAGAAAUAUCUAUUGAAACACGAAGUACCACCGAACCUAUUUGAGCCAUACAUUGAAGAGAUAUUUCAACAUUUAAGAGGCGAGCCAUUCAAAAGUUUUCUGGAAAGCGACAAAUACACGAGGUUUUGCCAAUGGAAGAAUUUAGAGCUGAACAUACAACUGACGAUGAAUGACUUCAGCGUACAUCGCAUUAUCGGCCGAGGAGGCUUCGGCGAAGUGUACGGAUGCAGGAAAGCUGACACAGGAAAAAUGUACGCAAUGAAAUGUCUCGACAAGAAACGUAUAAAGAUGAAGCAAGGUGAAACCCUCGCGCUCAACGAGCGAAUUAUGCUCUCUCUAGUCAGUACCGGGGUGGACUGCCCAUUCAUAGUGUGUAUGACGUACGCCUUCCAUACACCCGACAAGCUUUGCUUCAUAUUGGAUCUCAUGAAUGGCGGAGAUCUUCAUUAUCACCUGUCGCAGCACGGCGUCUUCAAUGAGGCUGAAAUGAAGUUUUACGCCGCUGAAGUUAUAUUAGGAUUGGAGCAUAUGCACAAACGUCACAUCGUGUACAGAGAUUUGAAGCCUGCGAACAUCUUACUGGAUGAACACGGUCACGUCAGGAUAUCGGACUUGGGUCUCGCCUGUGAUUUCUCCAAGAAGAAACCUCACGCUAGCGUAGGAACCCACGGCUACAUGGCGCCCGAAGUGCUGUCCAAGGGCACGGGCUACGACUCGUCGGCAGACUGGUUCAGUUUCGGGUGCAUGCUUUACAAACUGCUCAAAGGCCACUCGCCCUUCCGCCAACACAAGACCAAGGACAAACACGAGAUCGAUCGGAUGACCUUGACCAUGAAAUAUAAUGUUCACCAGAACGUGGAACUGCCGGAGUCCUUCAGCCCGAGUCUGAAGAGUCUGCUCGAAGGUCUGCUGCAGAGGGACAUCAACAAGAGACUCGGCUGCAAGGGCAAAGGGGCGGACGAAGUGAAGGAGCACGUGUUCUUCGCCGGAAUCGAUUGGCAACAAGUGUACCACCAGAAAUACACUCCGCCCCUCAUCCCGCCCAGGGGCGAGGUCAACGCCGCCGACGCCUUCGACAUCGGCAGCUUCGACGAGGAGGACACGAAGGGAAUCAAGCUCACCGAAUCGGACCAAGCGCAGUACAAGGACUUUCCCCUGGUCAUAUCCGAACGCUGGCAGAGCGAAGUGGCCGAGACGGUGUUCGAAACCGUCAACCAGGAGGCCGAUAAAAUGGAGAUGAAGAAGAAAUCCAAGCAGAAACAGAAGUUCGACGCCGACGAGAAAGAAUCCGACUGCAUACUCCACGGCUACAUCAAGAAGCUGGGCGGCCCCUUCGCCAGCGCCUGGCAGACUCGAUACGCCAAACUGUACCCUAAUCGCCUCGAGCUGCACCUGGAGAACAGCGCUAAGCCGGAAAUGAUUCUGCUGGACAUAGUCGAGGAGGUCUCCUCCGACCUCGUCUCCGUGAAGGGAGAGCAGUGCAUCGUGCUCAGGACCAGAAACGACACGAAGAUCGUGCUCACCAACACGGACGAAAUCGGUCUGAAGGAAUGGGCGACUUCGCUCCGCUCCGCCCACAAGUGCUCCCAGGAGCUGCUCGCCUCGAUGGCGAAGAAGGCCGGCAAGAUAUACGGCACCGACGGGGCGAAAGAGCCGGCCUCGGGGCGGCCCCCUCCGGCGGCGUCGCCGGCCCUCGCGAGGGCCCCCAACGGGAACAACUAGCACGAGCUUCCCGCGCCCAACAAGGGCGCGAAGAUGUUCCGCCGCUCCAAGAGCGCCGCCCAACUCAUCAAGUGAGCCGACCCUCGGCUCGUCUCCGAAAGUGUGGAGUGAAAGUUGGGCCUCGGAGCUCCGAACCAGUGACAAUUAGAACUGCCAAUUUUGACUAAGAAUGCGGCGCGGGCGCAUUUUUACGUCGGACGAAUCGUGUGAUCUUUUCGAUAAUUUCGUAUUCGUUUGCCCGGACUCGAAACUCUGUAACUACUGUGACUUUCUGGAUGUCGUAUUAACUAUGUGGGUAGGGUUAGGCGUCGUAAAGUUAAAUAUGAACGGUCGACGCGACGUCGAUCGGUCAAUCGGACGUAGCGUUUACGUGUUUUGUGCAAUAGAUCGAUCCUAUUAGUGACGAACGAUUAGAAUUACGCUGCGUAUUAAAUAUUACAUUCGGAUUAGGACUCUCGCACGUAGAGUAUCGUCGUAGAUUAAAUUACUCAAUUUAUUUUAUAUCGACCGGCUCUCUCUCUCGGCGCGAGUGAUUCGUGAAUAAAAAGUUCCUUUUGAUGAAAUACAUUAUACAGCACUGUCCUAUUUAUUAUUUUUAAUUUGUACUUAAAAUUUCCAUUCGGGUCGACGCUCGCUACGUGUUUAAGUUUCGUCGUUAUUUAUUUACAUAGAUUUGACGUAAGUAGGCGUAACUUUUUCUAUUCGUACAGAUACAGGCAAUAAUCUUCUAACGAUCUUUCGAACCGUUCACCGUUUACGGGAUCGACCGACUCUUUUCGACCGUUUCCUUCGUGUCCCGCGGAACUCGACCGCGACUCGAUCGCAUCGCGACGAACGGUUCUAACUGAUGCAGAUUUAGUUCGACGGUUUCUCUCACUAUCGAGAGCGUUAUGAUGUAUAUAUUUAUUAUUUAAUCGUUUUAACUUGCUCUUUUCUAUAUUUAUAAACGAUGUGAGUCAGUUCGUGUAAAGGUUUGCAUUUGUAACGGGAAGUGUGCUCACUGCUACUUAACAUAAUGAAAUAGAAAUAGAUGUACACCAGUGGGCCAAUCUUACGACACCGAUACGAUGGUCUUUUAGAGGUAAAUGAUACUCGAGAGGAAACUUCGACGCGAGUCGGAAUAAAAAUGAAACGUAGCUAGUUUUGAGAGGUUCGUCUUUAGUGGUAGCUCAUAAAUACCUUUUUAGUCCCCUCCUGCCUUUCUCAAUUGUAAUGUAUUGCUUAUAUUACAAAGCUGAGAACAGAUUUUAAAAGAACAGUUUUAUACAGUUAACAAUGUACCCGUUACUGUGGUAUAGUAUUUCUAUUCUUUGUACAUUUUCAAAUUUGUUAUUAGAGAGUUAACGAAGUAACUAAAUAGAAUAGAAUUAGAUUCUAGUCAAUUAAAUGUACGAUACUGAAACCGUUGGAUUAGGGUGAAAUUUAAGUAUAGUGGUGAACGUGUAAGCAGUAUUAUAGGUUAGUUGAAUUGUCAGCCCGUUGUGAUAAUUUUUCAUAUUCUAUGGACACUUCCUAGUCGUUUACGUACAGUUUGCUUAUAAAAUUUAAUAUGAAUCGAUUUUUUUCAUAAAAAUUUGUAACAAUGUAAAUACUGCAAUAAUUCUUUACAUUCCUAGAUCACAAAUGUGUACGAGCAAUAGAAAUGAAUUUACUUUGGAGUCUUGUGCGAGUGCACUCGGUCGGGGCGAAGGGCUAAAUCUGCAUCAGACGUCGAGUCGUCGUAGACACCUCUGUUAGAUAUUUUUAUUGUGAACCUACAUUAUAUGUAGUAAAUUGUUUAUUUAAUCAA